Megalobrama amblycephala (Wuchang bream) is the source of this 2535-nucleotide messenger RNA. Its product is annotated as cytosolic phospholipase A2 gamma-like. The record is from RefSeq and is a predicted model, not a curated record. Gene Ontology annotation, cellular component: nuclear envelope; nucleoplasm; cytosol. Bases 119 to 1813 code for a protein of 564 amino acids. The transcript has 15 exons. Gene Ontology annotation, molecular function: calcium ion binding; calcium-dependent phospholipid binding. Gene Ontology annotation, biological process: glycerophospholipid catabolic process. Lineage: Eukaryota; Metazoa; Chordata; Actinopteri; Cypriniformes; Xenocyprididae.
AACAGCUGCUUUUGGUGAAGUCUCUGGAUUUUACAAGACUACACAAGAACAGUGAGUUUUAAAGUCAACAACUUGUGUUUAAAAAAACAAAACUGUGGCUUAAUAAGUGACAUUUGAGAUGAGUGCAUCCAAACCCGAGAAAAGUGUUGAGGUGAGAAUCGAACACUCUCUGAAUGAGAACGAGGAGGAGUUUGUAGCCAGAAGGAGAAUUGCUGUUCUACAAAGUUUGAAUAAACUUAAGAUACGCUGCAGUCAGGAUGAAGUCCCAAACAUUGCAUUACUGGGUUCUGGAGGAGGACAAAGAGCCAUGGUGGGAUUGCUGGGAUCCCUGGUUCAGCUCCAGAAAACAGGUCUUCUGGACUCCAUCCUUUAUCUGAGCGGAGUCUCUGGAUCCACCUGGUGUAUGGCCUCCUUAUAUCAGGAAUCAAACUGGUCCACCGAACUAGAGACUGUGAAAGACAAGAUCAUCCAGAGACUCAGCAGUUCUGAAGUCAGCUGGAAAGAAGCAUUUGCCAAACUGAAGAAAUAUUACGACGAGAAAGAUGAAAAGAUAUUCAGUUUGACUGACGUCUUUGCAGCGAUGGUCAUCACAACAUAUGUGAAAGAGAUAGAUGAACGCACACUCACAGAUCAGUGGGACCACCAGAGUAAAGACCCGUUUCCCAUCUACAUGGCGAUCGACAAACACUGCAAACAGAACAAUGAUGCAGACCCCUGGUUUGAGUUCACUCCAUAUGAAGCAGGUUAUUCCCUCACUGGAGCAUUUGUGGAAACCUCCAGCUUUGGCAGCAAGUUUGAAAAUGGCUGUAAGAUCAAGAACCAGCCUGAAAUUGACAUGCUGUACCUGCAAGCUCUGUGUGGCAGCGUUUUAGCUGAUGGAGACGAGAACAAGAAAUUCCUCUUGGAAAAAAUAAAAGAUUCCUCAAGUUUUGUAAGACCUGAAAGUAAAACACAAAUGAAGAGGUGUAAGAAAAUGAGGGAAGAAGAUCCAACGUCUCUUUCUGAGGACGAAUGUUACAAGGUGCUCAUGGAUCUCGUGGAUAUGAAUCUCUCAGUUUUGAAUGGCAAUGAUCCAUCUGCUCUGGAUGAAUCCAUCAGAACAAAGCUGAACAAGCUCAAUGGAGGCAGACGUCAGAUGGUUCAAGCAAAAAACCUUAAUCUCACUGAUAAAAAAACAGCAAAACAGUAUAUGGAACAAUACACUGAAGAUGUGUAUAAUGAUUUGAAUCGUUGCUUCAGUUUCUGGCCUAAAAAUAUUUGGAUGAGCAUUUUUAAAUGCUUGGCUGACUGGAUCUGGGGUAGGAAUUACAACUUUCUUCACAACAUGAAAGAUAAAGCAGUGCCCUCCACUCUUCUGGAAAGUGAGACGAGAGACUAUCAAGACGCUGGACUGUUGGUGAACUCACCCUACUUCUCAGUGCUGAGAAAAGAGAGAGACAUCGACCUCAUCAUUGCUCUGGACUUCAGUGAGGCCGAUCCUUUCAAGACAGUGAAGAAAGCUGCUGAGUUGUGCAAGGAACUAAACAUCCCUUUCCCUGAGGUCAACAUUCCCUGUGAAGAUGUAAAGAAACCGAAGGACUUCUACGUGUUCAAAGGCCAAAACACUCCAACUGUGAUCCACAUCCCUCUUUUUAAUGUUGUCAACUGUGGAGAUAAAAUAGAGGAAUGGCGGAAAAAAUAUAGCACCUCUAAAUGGCCUCACAGCGACGUACAGACGAUCACUGAUCUUAUGGAGGUCGCUGGAAAAAACAUCUCAAACAACAAAGACAAUCUGCUGGAGCAGAUUCAUCUGGCCAUAAAAAUACACAAAUAAUGAAUAAUAAACAUCAGUGGUGUGCCGCAUUCUGAAAUAAGGCAGCAAAGUCCUCACUGUUUGUUUUAUUGUUAAAAAAAAAAAAAAAAAAAUUCAAUAGUUUGUGUAAUAUGAUAAAUCAUCUAGCUAUUUUGCCUGAUGGAGUACAGGCAUUCAGAUAAACAGUUAAUGUAAGGAUACGAGCUAACAUGAGCAAAUAACCUUGUUUUAUAAUGUGUUUUCUGUUUAGCUUUUUUUAUUUGUGAGGCUUUAAAAUGUAUUUGAAUAGUUUGAUUAGUCUGCUUCCUUUGUUGUCAUUCUGUGACUUACAGUAGCCUACUGCAUAGUGUUGACAACUUGAAAUAAACCUCUACAAAUGUAUCUGUGGCCUAAUAAAAAGUAUAUAAGCUAUAGCCUGGUUUGAAUAUUCUGUGUCAUCCUUAAUUUCUUGAUUAUUUUGGUAUAUUCAGUGUUUUCCAGACUUUAUCAACCCCUUUUAUCAACCCCAAACUACAAAUGUUUCCUGUUUUCUCAUAUUUUACUGGAUAUCAUGACAAAUUAUCAUUAAAGUCAAACAGGUAAAUGCACACUUGCUGUUAUUUGUCACAUAUUUUUGUUGCAAAGCAAAAUCAAUAUUUUUCAAUAUACCCCUUGGUGCAUGUGCAAUAAUAGAAAAACAUGACAAACAUUGUUAAAAACCUUUCUAAUAAAGAUCUGUAAAGCUUAUUUGGAUUGUACAAAAU